UUAAACUGUGACUUGAAGCGACAACAUCGUCGGUGGCUGCGCACAAAACCAAUAAAGUAGAAAGAAAGAAGAAAAUUAUUUUAUAUUCGUGUGUUUUAUUUAGUUUUAUUAUUGUGAUACAUACAACAACAACAACAACGACAUGUUGAGCCUCUGGGCGUGCCUAUUACUGGUCUGCUCCAUACAAGCGGUUCCAUUCUAUGGCGACUUUAUGCAACACCUAACCCGCCCAUUGCCGCUGCAUCGCACGCUCUUUGCGCCCAUUCCAUUAGCACCACUACCACCACUCGAGCCACUGCAUGCACAGGCGGCGACGCGGCGCAUCGCUAGCGUUUGGCCAGCGCCACCGCCAGCGUCCGCGCCCGCUCCUCUGGCACCGCAGCUGGCCGGAUCAUCAGCCCAUGCUAAUGCGCCAUUGUUGUUGCCACUCUACAGUAGCUUCAGCAGCGAGGGAGAUACGGAGUUCGUGCCCCUAGAACAUCAGGGACGUCAGGAUCGGCCUGUGGCCACUUCAAAGCCCUCGACGGGAACUCCCUCCCAGACAGUGCCCAGCACACAUGGUCUCGAGACGAAGCCGUUCAAUGUCGAUGCCAUUACAACGGAUAUAAAUGCCCCUAAUCCUGGCCUCUUCUUCCAACAAUCCUUCCCAUUCUUUGGCAAUGAGUUCUUCAACUCUUUUGGCGGCUUUGGCUUUGCUCCCGGUGCUCAGGAGCCCUGGUGGAAGGGACCCAAUGUGUGCACCGAAAAGGAGGAGAGCAACGGCACAACCACGGAAACCGACACUGAAGCCGAUGAGACAAUCGACACAUUCGGUCAGGAACGUGAUGGCACCAGCGUGGUGCGUUCGCCGCUCUUCGGCCAAUUCCACUUCAGCGUAAAUUCCUGCGCCGAGAAACCAAACAAGCAUGUCUGCACAAAAAUCAUUAAUCAAAAUGGCAAGAAGAAGACGCUCACACUGACUCGCCAAUGCUGCCGCGGCUAUGGACGUCCACGCAACGCCGACUUCACCACCCCAUGUGAGAAGAUCGACAUCAAAGACAUUGAGGCAACAGCUGCUGACAUGGGCGCCAAGCAGUUCAUUGAGAGCGCCAAGAGCGCCGGUCAGCUGGGCUCCAUGUUGGGUAACGGUUCCAAUAAGAAGAUGACACUCUUUGUGCCCAACGAUGCGGCAUUCGCGGAGUAUCGCGCUCAGCAUCAACAGGAGAAUAAUGUGGAGGACGCCAAGGCAGAGGAGUCUCAGAAUGCCAUUUAUAAAAUGCAUGCUGUCCUCGGAGAAAUUCAAUUGGACGAUGUGCCGAAUGAGAAGCUGUUGCAGACUGAGCUGCCCGAUCAGAAGAUACGCAUCAAUAGCUAUCAAUUGCCGCCGGUUUUGGGUCUCGAGCCAUAUCGCUAUGGAGCCAACUGUGUGCCAAUUGAGAAGCACGACAAAUUAUCGGAGCAGGCAUUGGUCCACACACUGACCGGUGUCCUCAAACCCUUGCGCAAGACAGUUAUGGACAUCAUCCGGGAGCGUGCCGAUAUGUCGAUCAUGAGAACCGUGCUGGAGAAGACCAACAUCAGUGCCCUGCUGGAGGGUGACAAGCCCGUGACUAUUUUCGUGCCCACUGAUGCCGCCUUCGAUAAACUGGAACCACACUUGAGACGUGCGCUCAAGGAGGGACGCGGCUGUGCUUCAAACAUUCUGAAGAACCACAUGCUCGAUCUGACCUUUUGCUCGCUGGCCACAGUGCCCGGUGCGAAGACCACAGCCUACAACUUGUUGGGUGAGCCCCUGCUGCUCAAUCGCACUAAGCGCGCGGCUGAAGGCGAAACCGAGGUCGAAAAUCUGACUGGCGAUUCGCCGAUCUACAUCAACAAUAUUGCCAAGAUUUUGGAUGCCGACAUUAUGGGUACCAAUGGUGUGCUGCAUGUGAUUGACACGAUUCUGCCCACGCAAUCGGCCUUGCCAAUGACCACCUUGAUGGAGCAGAAGAACUUGACGCUCUUCAAGAGUUUGCUGGAGGCCUCCGGCUAUGAUGAUAUGUUCGAUGAUCUGAACAACGUCACGAUCUUUGCGCCCACGGACAAAGCUCUGCAGAACUCGGAAUGGGCACGUCUACUGAAGGAGCAGCCAGACACAUUGGAUCACAAUCUGGACUUGCUUGAGUUCCUCAACUAUCACGUGAUCAAGCCCAUGAUCAAGACCUGCGAUCUGUCCGAGCGCUCGAUACCCACUGUGGCUGGCUCGAAAGUCCGCUUGAAUCUGUACUCCACCCAUGCCCUCUUCUCCGAUGUCAUGAACCGUGCCACUGUCAAUUGCGCCCGCCUGGUCCAUUUCGACGAUGAGAGCUGCGGUUCGGUGCUCCAUCAACUGGAUCGUCCAUUGACCCCACCAAAGAACAACCUCUUGAAAUCGCUGGAGGCCAACCCCAACUACAGCAAAUUCUUGGAGCUGGUACGUAAUGCAAACCUCACGCACCUGCUGGCUAACGAGUCCGAGAGCUACACACUUUUGGUGCCCAAGAACGAUGUCUUUGAUGAGUUCGAGACGAACGAGUCCAAGACCGCGCAGAGCAAGGACGAAGUGGAGGCUUUGGUUAAAUCGCAUAUUGUCAACGAUGUGGUUUGCUGCGCCGGCAUUAUACCCACCAAUUGGCCCUUCGUCCGCUCCAUCGAAUCCAUCUCGGGCCAGCAUUUGCGCAUUACACGCGACCGUCGUCCCAAGAUCGAGAAUGCCGGCGUUACUAAAUGCGAUGUGAUGGCCACCAAUGGUAUUGUCCACGAGAUUAAUGACAUUAUAGUGCCGAGACCUCAGCAGCGCCGACCACAGGCCCCACUUGGCUAUCAGCCUCAUGGUGAUUUCGAUGCCUUCUUCUAACAUCUUUGCAUAUGAUUGGCAUUAUUUAUAAUUAUAUAUAUACAUAUACAUAUGUGUGUGCAUCUCUCUCUCUCUCUAUCUCCCUCGAUAUAUAUUUAUAUUAAUUUUAAAUCGAUUUAUCGAAGCGCGUUUUUCAAACCGCAUAUGAUUAAUGAGUUUUCAAGCGCCUUAUGUAGAUUGCGAAAUGUAAUAAGAAGAAAUCUCGGAUAAAUAAAAAAAUCAUAGAACCUAAUAAA
Scaptodrosophila lebanonensis is the source of this 3093-nucleotide messenger RNA. Its product is annotated as transforming growth factor-beta-induced protein ig-h3. Bases 143 to 2857 code for a protein of 904 amino acids. The record is from RefSeq and is a predicted model, not a curated record. The transcript has 9 exons. Gene Ontology annotation, molecular function: cell adhesion molecule binding. Gene Ontology annotation, biological process: cell adhesion; extracellular matrix organization. NCBI's taxonomy places the organism in Eukaryota, Metazoa, Arthropoda, Insecta, Diptera, Drosophilidae. Gene Ontology annotation, cellular component: extracellular matrix.